AUGUGUUCCUCUCAUGCAGGUUUAGGUUGCUGUUUUCGUCCUUGGUGCUCACUUGCUGCUGGGGAUCUUGUAACAUGUGUGAGGGCGAUGGGCCAUGGGACUCUUGAUAAUAUGAACUGGGCUGGACUUUUGCAGAAUAUGCUGGUUGUGCUCCAUCUCCGGCAGAUCAUGUGUGAUUCUUCUGUCUGGUUUUCCAUCCCAGAGGAACAGGAGCCUGGUGUUCUGGCUGGGUCACUCAGUAAACACUUUCCACCACCUUACCAGCUCCUGACCCAGGAGUAUCUGUGGAUGGACAAAAACACAGGGAAUUUCUACACGACUGACCAAAAGAUGGAUCGUGAGGCCCUCUGCCCCGAGGAGACAAAGGCUGAGGAAUGCAUUAUUUUACACAAUGCUGUAGUGGGGCCCUCAGGAGACCUUAUACAGUUCCCUGUGAUCAUAGAGGAUAUCAAUGACAAUGCACCUCAGUUUGAAAAUGGUGAAAUACACCUGAGGGUGCCUGAGGAUGUCAAUGUGGGGACCAGCUUCUUACUGGAUGAGCAAGCUAAGGACAGAGAUGUUGGAUAUAACAGUGAGCUACAUUACCACCUGGAAGAUUCUGAUGGAGUUUUUAGUUUAAAGUUUGAGGAAGACGGCUCUAUCAUCAUGCUGAUUGUGCAAUCAUCUCUGGAUAGGGAGACUAGGGACCUGUAUCGGAUGGUGCUUGUAGCCUCCGACUGCGGCUUGGACCCUUUAAGUGCUACAGCAACUUUAAUAGUCACAGUGACAGAUGUUAAUGACAACUGUCCUAGCUUUAGCCCCGACAGCCCCCGCAGUGUCUCCAUCCCCGGAGAUUCUUUGAAGAACACACUGAUUGCCCAGGUCAGAGCCACAGACCCAGAUUCAGGCGUGAAUGCUGCAAUCCUGUACUCCCUCAGUCCCAAAGUCUCAGAGCGGGCCAAGAAGCUCUUUAGCCUUGACAGCCUCACUGGGUACAUCCGACUAACACAGGACCUCCAAAGUGACAACCUGGAGGAGCUGCUGCUGAAAGUGCUAGCAAGCAGCCACCACUGCGCACCAGCAGACACUCAGGUAACCGUAUACGUGCUCCCCAAGGUGCACCAAGAGCUGACGAUCAAGAUCGGGUUCAUAGAGGAGCAUCAAAACCAGACUCUGGUGUUACAAGAGAACCAGCCCCCCACUGUCUUAGCUGUUUUAGAGCUGGAGGCUGACAGCAGCUUUAAAAGCUCAUCUCUUUCCAUUGAGGGUGAGGUGCCUUUCACUUUGAACCCACAGAAUGAUAAAUAUCUGCUUUCCACAUCAAAGCCCCUUGACUAUGAGAUGAAAAGAGAACAUUAUAUUACUGUGGUAGCGCAUGGGAGAUCAGCCGAAGGACCUGUGAUGGCUGCCUCCAGGCGUGUGAUCAGGGUGAUGGUGGCAGAUGUCAAUGAUAACGCUCCACAAUUCCUCCAGUCUCAGUAUCAGCUGGAGGUGGAGGAAAAUAACCAGCAAGGGAUGUCACUGCUACAGGUCUUGGCUUCAGAUGCAGACAGCGGACGCAAUGGGAGGGUGACCUACAGGCUGAACAAACACAUACCUACCAUCUUUAACAUUGACUCGGUGACCGGUCAACUGUCUGUGUCCGCCUCUCUGGACAGGGAGCAGCAGGGUGAACACACACUUACUGUAUUUGCACGAGAUAGCGGCUCUCCUCCCUUGGAGUCAGCAGCAACAAUAUCCAUUUGUGUUCUGGAUCAGAAUGACAAUGCACCUGUGUUUCUUACACCUCACUUCAUCUUUUUCAUCUAUGAGAAUGUUGCACCGUUUGCCCUGGUGGGAGAUGUGGGGGCGACUGAUCCAGAUGAAGGGGAAAAUGGGAACAUAGAGUUGCAUGUUGUUAACAGCAGUGGACCUUUUGUUGUGGAUAACACUCAGGGAAUGCUACGCACCACCACAAACUUGGACCGCGAGACACAGGACCGCUUUGAACUCUACCUGCUGGCCAGCGAUCAUGGCCAUCCGGUCACUAUGACGUCCACUGCCAGGGUGACAAUAUUUGUGGAAGACAUCAAUGACAACCGGCCAAAAGUGGUUCUUCCCAGCAGCAACUUCUCAUGCCUGACUAUUUCUCCAGCAACCAUCGCAGGCACCAUGGUUACAAAAAUCUACGCCAUCGAUGAGGACUCAGGGCUAAAUUCUGAGAUUACGUACACUGUUGUAGCACCAGAAACAGUGCAAAAGAACAGCCCAUUCCAGAUCGAUUCAAGGUCAGGGAACAUCAGUGUAAUGCAGCAACUUCAAUUGAAGGACCUGGGUAUGCAUCACCUGUUCAUUGUGGUCAGAGAUGGAGGAAAACCAGCUCCACUUUACACCACCGUGUGGGUUAAUUUACUGGUCAAUGAGAGCAUGGAGCCCUGCCACUUGGACAGAGCGCCCACCUGGACAGGGACACCUAAGUUUGGUCAAGCCCCCUCAAAGGCCCCCAUCUGUGAGGCAGAGGACCCCAGAUCAGGUCAGCUGGCUCUGUUAGUAGGCCUGUGUAUGAUGCUAACAUCCACAUGUUUGCUGGUGGUGUCGACUGUUUUAUACCUGAAACGGAGGAGAAGCAGUCUGAGACGGAAGAAGAGAGCACCCUCUGAGAAGAAUGAGAUUCCACUUAGACUCAAAAACAAAUAUUUCUCUGAAGACUAA
Messenger RNA from Labrus bergylta (ballan wrasse), 2670 nucleotides. It is a transcript of the gene pcdh20l, whose product is annotated as protocadherin 20. Gene Ontology annotation, biological process: homophilic cell-cell adhesion. The record is from RefSeq and is a predicted model, not a curated record. Gene Ontology annotation, cellular component: plasma membrane. Gene Ontology annotation, molecular function: calcium ion binding. Lineage: Eukaryota; Metazoa; Chordata; Actinopteri; Labriformes; Labridae.